CUAAGUUUUACUUUCUUUUUAGAAAAAAAAAAAAAACUUGCUGAGCAAGAUUUUUUGUGGAGUAAUACGUGUGACAGUAGAUGUUUCCCGGAUCAAAUAAAUUAAUAAUCAAAACCCUAACUCCUCGGCACCAGCUCUCUUGGACCAUGUCUCUCCUCCGCCGCGUAGUAAAAAAUCCGACCGUAUCAAAGGUUUCUAAGUUGUACGUACCUUACCCAGUGGGAAGAGACCCAUCGUCACUCCCAAAAAUAGAUCCAAACAGCCAUAACUGCAUUGAUAACCGCCCAAUUUCUCUGCGCUACAGAGUAUCGGCAAUGAUCGAGAUGUCUAAUCUCGACGAAGCCGCGAGUAUCUCGCGCCUGGCUGUCUCUGAAGAAUUACGUGCGAACAGAGACACUGUCUUCAUCUGCAAUUCCGUAAUCGGAGCCAUGUGCGAAGCCAAACGGUACGACGAAGCCCUCUCUAUGUUCAAUUACUUUUUCAACGAAUGUCAAACCGUUCCAAACACGCUCUCUUGCAAUCUCAUCAUGAAAGCACACUGCGACCAAGGUUGUGUCGACAAGGCUCUUGAGCUUUACCGUCACCUAGUCCUGGACGGACGCUCGUCUCCAGGGAUGGAGACUUACGUGAUACUCACGAAAGCCUUGGUUGAUGCCAAAAGACUCGACGAAGCUUGUGAUUUAGUGAGAUCCAUGGGGCGUUGUUAUUUCAUGGUCUACGACAUCCUCAUUCGCGGGUUUUUGGAUGUAGGGAGAUUCGUAGAGGCUAGCCAAAUCUUCGAGGAACUGAAAGGAUCACCUAACAACAGUAAACUCCCAUGGAGAGACUAUCACAAGGCAAUUGCACUCUUUCAGGUUUCUUUUAUUGAGUAUUGGUUCAAGCAAGGCAAAGAUGAGGAAGCUCGGGAGAUUUGGGCGGUUUUGGAUAUGGCUGAACUACUGAACCCCAUUGUUGGAAACAGGGUUUUGAAACUUCUUGUGGAGCACGGUAAGAAAACAGAGGCUUGGGAACUGUUCGAAUUGAUUAAAGGAAUCUGCGAUUCCGAGACUGUCGGCAUAAUGUUGAAGUCUUUUAGUGAAAAGACUAUUAUCCCUUUCAAAUGUGUCGGGAAGACGUGUUAUAGGACCAUCAUUGCUUGUCUCUGCGAACAAGGAAAAAUGUCCGAGGCAGAGACAUUCUUUGCUGUCAUGUGUUACGACCUUGAUAACAUAGACGACGAAUUGAUGGCGUUGGGACCUGAUGUCUCAACAUUCAGAGCAAUGAUCAAUGGAUAUGUUAAGGUUGGGAGACUCGAUGAUGCCAUGAAGAUGUUGGACAAGAUGAAGAUUUUAAAUUUAAGAAAGCUUGCUAUUCAUCGAGCCAGCUAAAAAGAAAAUUUGCAUUCCUUUUUUUUUUUAAGACAAUUAUAUUUUAUUUUAUUUAGUCAUCCUUGACUUUUCUCA
This is a messenger RNA of Raphanus sativus (radish), 1442 nucleotides long. RefSeq names its product pentatricopeptide repeat-containing protein At3g60960, mitochondrial-like. The record is from RefSeq and is a predicted model, not a curated record. Gene Ontology annotation, cellular component: chloroplast. The transcript has a single exon. Gene Ontology annotation, molecular function: protein binding. The coding region runs from base 81 to 1367 and encodes 428 amino acids. Lineage: Eukaryota; Viridiplantae; Streptophyta; Magnoliopsida; Brassicales; Brassicaceae.